GUAGGCAUUUUAGGCAAUUUCAAGCAUUUAACUAUUCAUAAAUUCAGUCAUGUGUUUCUAAACGUUUGACUGGUUGUGUAGGCUAUGCUAUAUAAGUGAGCUUUGGUAUUCCUUUAUUGAUUUGGCAUGUUUUUUUUUUUUAACUACUGUAUUUUGGCCAAAAAGGGUAAAAGCUUAAUUGCUUUUCUCCUUUUUUCUGUUUUCUUUCACUCUUCCCUUUAUUUCUCGGUGUGUGACCCGGUAAACUGAGCUGCGGCACGUCACGCGGCGCGAGGGUCUCCCGUGAGCUCUUGCGUGAGUGUUUCUCCCGGGACGUCCCGGUGAAGGAGGGGCAGUAGUGGUGUGGUUACCCCCCUGCACGCUUUGACAGUUGUGAGAGAACUGAGUGUGCAAAAACCUCCUAAACACGGAGAGACGAGCCACGGGAGGCGCGCGCAGGAACUGCGAGUCUCGUGCCAGUGCGCGUUUGGGCACAUGAGUGUUUUUGGACUAUUUAUAAGAUUAUUCCAGCCCCGUCCUCUGAGUUUGGUGGGAAACUUAGUUUUUGGGACGCGCCGGGGGACCAGUCUCUUUCUUUCCCCUUUUACAUCCACGCACGAGCGGUUCAUCUGGUGGACAGGAGUGAUCCAGUAGCUGAUAGAGUUGGUUGUACCUGAGGUGGACACACACACCUGAGCGAGCGACAGAUAGACAGAGAGAGAGAUGUACACAGUGGUCCUGCUCUCCUCCUCUCUGUUUCUCCUGCAUGUGACCUGCACGCCUCAGACUCACGGUCACCACGGGAGGAGAGUGUGUGUUGGAGAUGCUUGGAGUCGUCGUGUGUCUUACAGCACAGAGUCGUUUCUUCAGCCCGUACACAAACCCUACAUCACCAUGUGCCAAAACCAACGCAUGUGUAGCACGUACAAGACAAUCUACAGGGUUUCUUACAGGCAGGUAAGCAGAGCAGCUCCUAAUUUACACAUUUACCCAGAAUGCUGUCCGGGAUGGCGACGCAUGCAUUCACACAACUGUAACCAAGGUAAACGGACGUCUGAAAGUGUUUUCCUGUGGAUCUAUACCUGCAUGUGUACGUGUGUGUAUUUACAUAUGUCUCUCUCUCUAGCGGUGUGUGAGCAGUCUUGUGCAAAUGGAGGCUCGUGUGUAAGGCCUAAUCACUGUGCAUGUCCGAGAGGAUGGACGGGACGAUACUGCCAAACAGAUGUGGAUGAGUGUAAGGAAGGUCAUCGCUGCUCACAGAAGUGUGUGAAUACAGUGGGGAGUUAUCGGUGUGUGUGUCAGGACGGAUUCAGUCUGGCUGAAGAUGAAAUAACAUGUUCAAGAAUUCCUGCUCCCUCCCCGCCGCCCGCCGGGGCUCCAAAAGCAGAUGCUGGUGGAGGUUUGGGAUUGGUGGCAAACGUUACCGAAGAAGUUCAGAUCCUUAAAAACAGAGUGGAGCUCCUCGAGCAGAAACUAGAGAUGGUUCUGGCUCCCUUCACCACGCUCUUCCCCUUGGAUGGUAUGGGAGACACUAACAGCUUCCUGCCUGAGAGGACCAACUUCCUGUCGCAUUCUCUGCAGCAACUAGACCGCAUCGACUCGCUCAGUGAGCAGGUCGGGUUCCUGGAGGAGCGUAUCGGAGCCUGUGCCUGCCAGGAAAACUAGACGAUCAAAGAUGGGCUGCAUCCUCAAGUGAAACCAAUAUCUGAGAAGUCUAAAUUAACAACCGCAGCACUGAGGGCCUGAACCCUGUAAACAUGUUCAAUCCACUCAAAAAACAUAUAGGAAAACACAAUAUCAAACACACAAACUCCUGUUUGGCCAAAAUGAAGUUUUCUGGCCCAUGAGCUGGAGCUUUGAUUGUUUCAUAAUGUUUUUCAGUGUAUUUCUUUCAUUUAAUUAUUGGUGUAAGUGCAGCUUUAUGGUCUCUCCAUGUUUAAGUCUGAGUUAAGAGAAAUGUAAAUGUAUGUAUUUAUAAGUCCAUGUUCUUCUCCUGAGUAUUGCUAUUGGGAAAACAAUACAAAAUUGUAUCACUUUUUUAAACACUGUUAUGUUUAAAUUUUUGUAAUAAAACUGCUUAAACUUCGAA
Molecule: messenger RNA, 2068 nt
Organism: Sinocyclocheilus anshuiensis
Lineage: Eukaryota; Metazoa; Chordata; Actinopteri; Cypriniformes; Cyprinidae
Gene: egfl7
Product: EGF-like-domain, multiple 7
Exons: 8
Coding region: 703-1644 (313 amino acids)
Biological process (GO): anatomical structure development
Cellular component (GO): extracellular region; cell surface
Molecular function (GO): calcium ion binding; signaling receptor binding
Source: RefSeq, a predicted model, not a curated record